ACAUGGCUGCGCUCUUGAGAUCAGCCCGAUUAUUGAAGUUUUCAUCCUCUACAUUGCUACAAGUAAGGGGAGCAAGCAAGCAUAGUCUCCCGCUUAAUCGACUGUACAGCGGAGCCGUCGAUAGACGGGGGAUCAGAAUUUACCCGAGACAAGUCGUGUCAGGAUCGCUCAAUGUAAACAGGUUUGUUUGGCCCUGCUCAGGGGUACGUCAGUAUGGGGUAGCUACUGAACAGCAAAGUGUCCCUAAAGAUGAAGCCAGCCUGGGAGUGCGAUCUAAACAGGCGCAGCAGUUUGACUGGGCCCUUGCCAAGCUCGACAGCUCUGUUAGGAGAACGGGCCGAGUCACCAAAACUCUGGUGCUCCGCAUCUUCCACGACAUCUGCCGGACAGGCUACCCAAGUGGGAACCAGGCCUUGCUAUUGUUAAGGAGCUGUGGCUCUCUGCUUCCUGAAGUACCUCUGUCAGAGCGCACCGAGCUGGCACACCGCAUCUGGGAUAAGCUGCAGGAGCUGGGUGCCUCCUAUGAUGUCAGCCAUUACAAUGCUUUGCUUAAGGUGUACCUCCAGAACGAAUUCAAGUUCUCCCCCACCGACUUCCUUGCCAAGAUGGAGGCGGCUAACGUGUUGCCUAACAGAGUGACCUACCAGAGACUGAUUGCGGCAUACUGCCAGGAUGGUGACAUCGAGGGUGCCAGUAAAAUCCUUGGUUUCAUGAAGAGCAAGGACCUCCCUAUCACCGAGGCCGUUUUUAAUUCCUUGGUGACAGGCCAUUCCCGAGCAGGGGACAUGGAGAGUGCUGAAAACAUCCUGUCCGUCAUGAGGGGGGCGGGCAUUGAACCUGGAGCAGAUACAUACCUUUCCCUCCUCAUCGCAUAUGCAGAGAAGGGCGAUAUGGAAAAAAUCAAACAGACUCUUGAGACAGUAGAGAACACGGACACGAGUCUGAUGGACAGAGACCUGAUGCAGGUGGUUUUCAGUCUGGCCAAGUCCGGUCAUCAGCAGUAUGUGCCCGAGGUCGUGGAACGCAUGCGCCACGAGAGGGGAUACGUGCCAGAUGCUAUGAACCUAUGUUUGAGUCUGAUCACUCAAGGCCAUGAAGACACAGCUUUCAAUGUUCUCAAGACCUUCCCCACCUUACAAGCAGAGUCCCAGAACAGCGAAACCCCUGACCUGGGAAACUUCUUUCUGCGCCACUGUGUCAACAUGGAGAAACCUGUUGAUAAGGUCGUUGGCUACUGUCAAGAGCUGAAGGAAGGCAACUUGCACUCUGCACCACUUCAGUUCACCCUCUACUGCGCUCUGGAUGGCAAGAAAACUGGUAUGGCAGUGGCGUUGAUGAAGAGGAUGAAAGAGGGAGGCCUGCCUGUAAGACCUCACUACUUCUGGCCCCUCCUCACCCAGCACCAAAGAGACAAGAACAUACCAGGUACUUUGGAAGUGCUGAGAGGCAUGCAGGACCUGGAUGUCCUCCCUGAUGUUGAGACUUACACCACCUAUAUCCUGCCUGCCUUCCCUUCUGUGGACAGCGCCAGAACUGCACUGAAGGACGCUGGCUGCGCGGUGGAUACCGAGGGUUUUGUCUCAUCUGAGUUACGUGCCGAAGCUGCGAGUGGGGACCUGUCACGACUGCUCUCUAUGAUGUCUUCUCCCGAGUUCCCUGCCAUUGACCUGAGCGCUUUCAGAGGAAGUCUCAUAAUCGGGUUCAGGAAGUUUACAGAUGUGGAGACAAUGGCUAAGAUCACGGAGCUUCUCUACAAUGACAAGCGAUUCAGUCAAACCGCUGAACCAAGCGAGACUGUGGCCUACUUUCUGUAUAACUUGAUUGACGGCAUGCGUGAGACAGAAGUGCAGGCCCAGGAGGAGAGGCUGCGACAGUUCUUCGGCCAGCUCAAGAGCCGGAACAUCAUGAUUCCUAUGAGCAUUUACAGGGGCAUCCGGAACACUCUUAAUUCAGCACAUGUCCCAGAGCUGAUCAAGGAUGUGAUUGGACUUGUGGACAGCAAAGAUCCCAUUAGUCUCACAGAGCCCACCAGCCCUACCCCUAAAGGUAUUGAGGGCAAGGUGAUAUUUUUGGAGAAGAGGUUAGAGGAGUUGAAAGCAGAGGGGAAGCCUAUUGGACCCACUCUCAAACAGCUUAUCUUGGCCUUGUGCGCUGAGGAGAAGCUGGAACGUGCUCUAGAACUGAAGGCCCAGCACGAGGGUGAAAUGACAGUGGGGGCUUACGCCGCGCUCAUCAACCUCUGCAGUCGUCACGACAACGCCGAGGAGGCCCUGAAUCUGAAAAGAGAGCUGUCACGGAAGGAUUCUGAAGUGGCACUUGAGGCCAGUAAAUACAUAGCCUUGGUGCGCGUGCUGUGUAAGCAUGGCAGAACAGAAGAGGCUGUGGACAUGCUGAAGGAAAUGAAAGAAAAGGACGUGGCGAUGAAGGACGCCACGGCGACCAUGCUCUUUCACACGCUGAACAGCAUCGCCUUGAGGAAAGACGCCGCCACCAUCCGCCGCUUACAGGACACCAUCUUCACCCUGGGUCUGGCCAAGCCCACCUCGAACCUCUGUUCGCCCCUUGUCACGUCUUACCUGGAGAGUGAGGACCUCUACGGGGCUUUGGACGCAGCCAUAGAAUGCUACAAACAGUACAACCAGCUGCCCCGAAUUCAUGACAUCCUCUGUGGCCUGGUGGAGAAAGGAGACACCGAGGCCUUACAGAAAGCCAUGGACUUUGUGAGCCAGGAGCGUGGGGAGAUGACGAUGCUCUACGACCUUUUCUUCGCUUUUAUGCAGAAAGGCCGCUACAGAGAGGCACGCAAAAUCAUCGAGACCCCUGGCUUAAGGGCUCGGCCAGGCAGACUGCAGUGGUACGCAGAGAAGUGCAUUGCGAACCAGCAGAUGGAGGUUCUGGAGAACCUUGUGGAAACAACCGGAAAACUGUUUGAAUGUGACAGAGAUGAGAUGUACCAUUACGUGCUCCGCCUAUGCAAGGACACCAACGAUUGGCGGAAGGCGGAGGCGAUGUGGACGAAGAUGCAGGAGGAGAACGUGAUUCCCAGAGAGAGGACCCUGCGCUUGCUCGCCGACAUUCUCAAGAGCAACGGCCAGGAGGUGCCUUUCGAGGUGCCUGAGAUGUGGUAUGAACAGGUUGAGCAGGUCAAGGAGGUCAAAGCUGAGCCUAAAGAGGUCAGGGAGAGCCGUGCCUCACAGCUUCCACCUCCCUCUAAGGAGGAGGGCGCUGAUUACCAGAUGCGCCUCCUAACUCUGUGUAAGAAGGGAAAACUCAAAGAGGCUUUGAGUAUUUUGAAGACUGCAGAGAGCAAGGGCGUGGCUCUGGGCCCUGCUCCAUACGACAGCCUGAUCAGGGCCAUGCUGGCCGCGGGCAGCAUCGAGGACGCCAUGGCUGUCAGAGAUAUGGCCAGUGCACUUAUACCAGGAUUCAAGCUGAGUGAUACAGCCAACAGCCUACUCAUCAUCACCCAGGUGAAGCGAGAUCAGAUCGAAGAUGCUGUGGCCACAUUUAAGAACAUGCUGCAAGCUGACCAGGUGCCCUCUCAGCUAGCCAUCAGCCGAUUGGUCCAGAGCCUCGGUAGCCGUGGAGAUGUGGAGGCUGUCCAGGAAGUAGAGAGUCUGGUUAAGACCGUUGGCCCCUCAGUCAAUUUGUCUAGCAUGCUUUUCCUCAACAACACCGCUUUGGCACACAUCAAGAAAGGAGACAUUGCCAGUGCUGUGGACAUUUUGGAGUCUAUGUAUACUGAAGGUGCUCAGAACGCUAGCAUGUCCUACGUUUUCCGGAAAGUUCUAGAGGACAACAACGAUGAUGCACUGGAUAAAUUGAGCGGCAUGGCAGAGCGGCUGGCCAAUCACUUUGCCUCCUACAGGGCUGCCACAGAUCUCUUCUUGCAGUACCUGGACUCAGGCAGGACAGAAGAGGCCAAGUUCCUCCUGCAGCGCUGUGCGGCCGUGUCGAAGCAGAAGGAGAUUUUUACGUCGUACAUGGCCAAAGCGGCUCAGCAGCCAGGACAGUCGACCAAGAUCAAGACCUUGUGGGAGUUGGUUCCCGACUUCGCCGAGAAGGACACGUUUUACAGCUAUUUAAUGAAAUGCUACGGCAUGGAUAAUGACCUGACCUCAGCAAAAGCCUUGUACCAGCAGAUGCUGUCUGAAGGAGUACAGGUGGAUGAGUUGUCUUUGAAAAGACUAGCUCUGCUCUACAGGAAUGCUGGAGAAGCCAUCCCUUUCGAAGAGCCCCCGGAGUCCUUCAGAUUCUACGCAGAUAAGCUGAGAGAGAAAUCGUCAAAAGCUUAAAAUCUGUUCUGCACAUUGCUAUAUAUCUCACGUCCGCUGUAAUGUUCAUUUUCGUUAAUUUUUUUUUUUAAUUUUCUUGUGUUUUUCAUUACUGUGUGCAGACAUUGUGGAAAGAUGUGAUGUUAAAGGCUGUUAAACGUUGUUGUUUUUUUUUUGCCCAUGUUAAUUAUGGCAACAUAAAAGAUGAUGUACAAAGGUAUUUAUGCUAAUAAAUGUCUGGAA
Molecule: messenger RNA, 4517 nt
Organism: Chanos chanos (milkfish)
Lineage: Eukaryota; Metazoa; Chordata; Actinopteri; Gonorynchiformes; Chanidae
Gene: lrpprc
Product: leucine-rich pentatricopeptide repeat containing
Exons: 38
Coding region: 3-4295 (1430 amino acids)
Biological process (GO): regulation of mitochondrial translation
Cellular component (GO): mitochondrion; nucleus
Molecular function (GO): protein binding; mRNA 3'-UTR binding
Source: RefSeq, a predicted model, not a curated record